This is a messenger RNA of Nothobranchius furzeri (turquoise killifish), 1916 nucleotides long. Lineage: Eukaryota; Metazoa; Chordata; Actinopteri; Cyprinodontiformes; Nothobranchiidae. The record is from RefSeq and is a predicted model, not a curated record.
ACGAGGACUGAACCCCCCACACAGAGUGAAGUCCAUCUCGAUGACCACAUUCACGCAGCAGGAAAUUGACCUCCUACAGAAACACGGAAACGAGGUCUGUAAACACAUCUGGUUGGGCCUCUAUGAUGACAGGACAUCAGUUGUUCCAGAUUUCCGAGAGCCACAGAAAGUUAAAGAGUUUCUUCAAGAAAAAUAUGAGAAGAAAAGAUGGUAUGUCCCUCCAGACCAGGUGAGGGCAGUAGCGAGUGUUCAGGCCUCCGUCUCUGGUUCCUCAGCGAGCAGCACUGGUAGUACCCCGGAGGUCCAUCCCCUGAAAACCCUGCAGCUCAGCAAGACGCCGCCGCGCCGGUCUCCAGGACUGGGUCGCCCCCAGGCUCAUGCUGCCGUCCAGGAAAAGACACUCGACUUGCUCUCGGACCUGGGUGGAGACAUCUUCGCUGCUCCGUCAACUCAAAGUGCAGGCUCUUCCAACUUUGCCAAUUUUGCACAUUUUCCGAGCCAGACGGCUCCUCCGGCUAACCCAAACACCAACUUUGCCAACUUUGAAGCUUUUGGAAACUCAACCAUUCCAUCCCAUCUGAGCACAUCACCUCCCCUUUCACCAGGGGGCGGAGUUACUGUUCCGUCCAUGGCCGGUGCCGUGGCUGCACGCUCCCAGACAGGAAGGUGCACAGAGGACCGCUACGCCGCGCUGGCCGAGUUGGACAGUGAGCUCAGCUCGUCUGUGUCCACGGGCAGCAGCGUCCAGGGGACACUGUUUGGACCCGUGCUCGGUUCGUCCCCAGCUCAGAACCCGUCGGUGUUGGCCGGCAUGCAGCCUGGAUUUGGAGCCGUGCCGUCCACCAACCCCUUUGUGGCUGCGGCGGUAGUUCCAGACAUGGCCACCAACCCCUUCCAGACCAACGGCAGAGCGCCACCUGCAGCCUCUUUUGGUACUGGCUCUAUGAGCAUGCCCGCCGGCUUUGGGAAUGCCUCUUCCUUCUGCCUCCCGACUAGUUUCAGCGGAAACUUCCAGCAUCAGCUUCCCGGCCCGGUCCCCGUCCCUUACUCUCAGCUGGGGGCCUACCACCCUCAGUCUAAUGGCCCAGCGUUCCCAGUCUAUGGUCAGAACAAGCCCUUUGGGCAGCCCGUGGUGGUCCCUGGCACGUCCAGUAACCCGUUCAUGGCAGGAGCGCCAGCUGGCUCGUUCCCUUCAGGAAGUUCAUCCACCAACCCCUUCCUGUAGCGCAGCCCGUGGCCUCUGCCACCAGAGGGCAGCGUGCGUCAGGCCUUCAGCACACGGCUUCACAUUUCAUGCAGAACUUUCUGUGGAGGGGCAGUGGUGCACUGUUACAUGAUCUGUUCUGUGUGCUCUCACUCCUCCCGCCUGUCAUGUAUCACCCAAUCACACGAUGUCUGUCAAGGACCGAGCUCCCAGAACAGGAAUAUUCAUAUUUCCAUCCUAAUCCACGGUGGAUUACGCCGGCGUUUUAAAAGACAUCACGUUGUUUUAUUAGACACGUAUUAUUUACCCUGAUUGACGCUAUAACUGUACACUACCGGAGCUUCGGCUCUGACCCAAGGCUGCCGGACCUCUACACCAGCUUUGGCGGGUCGGAUUAGAGCUGAAUUUUGAGCCGCUGUUGUUUUUAGUGUAACGAGUAAAGGGAAGGUGUCGGCGCUCCGUUAAGCCCGCUGCUGACAAAGACGGGGACGACCGCAGGUCCAGCUUCACCGUCCUCCCGUAGAGGCUUUCAGAAGACCGUAGAGAAGUUCUGUCUGUGUCCAGAUCAUGUGAGGGACGAGAACGGGAUGGACCCACGGUUCUGGAGGACUCAAACGUGCCACCCUGGACCAAGCACAAGCUUCCCGUUUUUACAGGAAUACCCAAGUCUGUACAAAUAUAAAUAUAUGUAUAAAUAAAGGAUUUUUAAGUA